AUGGCCUCGCGCAGGUCCCUGGGUGGCGGCCGCGUGCUGGGGAGCGGGAGAAAUCUGUCGCCCGCUGCUGCAUCGCCGCAGUCCGCAGCCAUCCACCGCCGCAAUGCGAGCCUCCUCUCGCCCUCGGAAAGCUCCGUGUCGCUGAGCUCGCAGACGUCAAACAGUCCGGCAAGCACUUCGGAGACGAGGGAGGACAUCACCAGUAGAGUCUUGAUUGGCCCGAAUGAUAAUGCCGCCGCGCGUGCUUCCAACCGGCUCGUGUGUCCGAUAUGCAAUGAGGAAAUGGUGACCCUUCUACAACUGAACCGGCAUCUCGACGACAACCACCAAAACCUGGUUGUAGAGGAGCAGGAUGAAGUCAAGAACUGGUUCGAGGCGCAGAUGCACAAGGCGAAGAGCUUCCAGCCACUCGCCGUCCUGAACCAGAAGCUCAAAGGUCUCGACGUCUUCGAAUCAAACGAUGCUCCCAAACCGCCCCAACCAUCCCACUCGGCCAGCAGUUCGACUGCUUACGUCACCCACGAUCCUGCUCCCGUCCGCAGAGACCCAGAGGAGGAAGUCACACGAGCGCAUUGGCAGAGGCUUGGAUACCGCGAUGCAGUGUGGAAGGCUGUUUUGCGAGGAACACACCAUGUAUCAAAUGAAGCUGUCACGCCAGGCGAAGCACGAGCCCACGGCUACAACGAUCAUCACGGAGUCGAGCGCGACCACUUUGACGAAUUCGCCAACAUCAGACGGAAACGGGUCGACAGGGAACGAAUGGAAGUUAGCAGACUGGAGAAGCGCCUUACCAAGUUGACGCAGCUUCUCGCAAACCCUCCACCAGUAGAAGAGACUCCGAUGGCAGGGAGUUGGUUCUCGCUGCCUGGGCAUAAAAACCAUCGCAAAGCGCUAGAACAAUCCAUCAUCACAUGGGAAGAAGAUGCGAGCGUCUCCAACUGCCCCUUUUGCCAGCAGGAAUUCUCCACCUAUACUUUCAGAAGAUCUCACUGUCGCAUGUGCGGCCGCGUUGUGUGCAGCGACCCCAAGACCGAGUGCUCCAAGGAAAUUGGUCUAAACGUUGCUGCGGACUCACAAGAUACGGAAAAGGGCGCAGGGCAGCUCAACAUUGAUGUACGCAUGUGUAAAGACUGUCAGCAUACCUUGUUCGCUAGAAGCGACUUUGAGCGCGAGCUAGCCGACAAGCCCAAAGAUCAACGCGCAUACGAGAACCUUGCGCAGUUCGAAAGAGGCAUCCGCUUGCUGCUUCCUCGAUUCCACAAACUCCUCCAAGCCCUCCAAGACCCUGACAAGUCGCCUACACCGCAGCAACUCACAGACGCCACAAAAGUACGCAAGCGACUCAUGGAUGGGUUUGCCCAGUUCGAUGUUGCUGCGAAACGAAUACGAGAUCUUCCCACAGAUUCGCCGACACAGCAGAAGCUACAAAGGGCCGUUUACCAACAAGCUUACAGCUUUUUGAACCUACACAUGCUUCCAUUGCGGUCACUGCCAAAGAUUUUGAAGCAUGCAGCGCCCCAGGGACGGCCCAGCGGGGGCAGUGCUCUGGCCUCUAUCAAAUACAAUAAUCAUUCCACCGGCAGCGUCGUGAGUAGUAGUGAAGUUUCCGCAAUGGAGUCGGAGGAGAAGGAGCUCAGAGAACGAUUGAUCGUACUCGAGGAACAAAAGUUCAUGGUUUCGGAAAUGGUCGCCGAUGCAACCAGACACAGACGAUUUGAUGAGGUGUCCAGCUUGGCACAGAACCUGGAGGAUUUGAACAAGGAAAUUGACCAAAUCAACGGGCAAUUGGGACAACUUGACUUCGCCAGCGCAUACCGAGGAGGUUUGGACAGCCCGCAACCUGGAUGA
Messenger RNA from Pyrenophora tritici-repentis Pt-1C-BFP, 1848 nucleotides. NCBI's taxonomy places the organism in Eukaryota, Fungi, Ascomycota, Dothideomycetes, Pleosporales, Pleosporaceae. The record is from RefSeq and is a predicted model, not a curated record.